Messenger RNA from Leptonychotes weddellii (Weddell seal), 2046 nucleotides. Lineage: Eukaryota; Metazoa; Chordata; Mammalia; Carnivora; Phocidae. The record is from RefSeq and is a predicted model, not a curated record.
CAGGCGCUUAAUGACUGAGCCCCCCAGGUGCCCCAUCACAGCCUUCUUUUUAGAUCAGCAAGCUCCUUAGGUUUUGUGAAAUUCAAUCUAAGUCCUCCUGGUGAGGACAAGCCACAGGUUGAAGGGCCACGCUCAGAAUGGACUUCCUGAUUGCUCUUACUCAUUGUCAUCUCUUCUGUCCUCUGCUUUGGAGCUUAUCACACCUGAAUUCCCGGAGGUCAGCUCGGGCAUGGCCUAACUCGGGGCAGGCGACAGUGGAGGCUGGGUGGCCCAGCGGGCCUGGGCUGGGCUGAGCCUCCUGUCCGUGGAUGACUCUGCCCCGCUUCCCGAGUGCAGGACGGCACUGAGGUGGUGGUCAAAGAGGUUCUGGCCGGAGACAGCGUCCACAGCCUCCUCAGCAUCCUGGACGUCAUCACCGGCCACACCGCUCCGUACAAAACCGUGUCUGCCCGCGCUGCUAUCCCUUCCACCGUCCUCCGGCUCCCAGCGGUGGCUUUUCAAGGAGUUUUUGAGAAGUAUCCUGAAACCCUGGUGAGGGUGGUGCAGAUCAUCAUGGUGCGGCUGCAGAGGGUCACCUUUCUGGCUCUGCACAACUACCUGGGCCUGACCACAGAGCUCUUCAACCCGGAGAGCCAGGCCAUCCCCCUGGUGUCUGUGGCCAGUGUGGCUGCCGGGAAGGUCAGAAGGCAGGCAUGCUGCGUCUCCGAGGAUCGUCUUGAGAGGCCCCUGCGGCCCCAGGACUCCUGCGACCCAGGUCGAGGGGGCAGCCGUGCAGCAGCCUCUGGCCCUCUGCUGCAGAGGAGCCAGUCCUUCCCGCUGCCUUCUGUCCACGAAGAGAUCCUGGAUGAGUUCGGCAAGGCCCAGGCAGGUGACCAGGCCCCUUUCGCUCCACCAGGGAGCACCUCAGACCUGAGGAUGGCGUGUGACCGUGCCAGGGUCCUCCUCCAUGCAGAGGAACGCCCUGGGAGCGCCGUGGCCAGCAAGUCCAAGAAGAGCGUGAUUGUUGCAGACGCUCCCUCUGCAGUCUUCCAGUACUCAGAGACUAACUCAGAUGAGACGGUCUCCAGCAGGAAGACAGAUGCCAUUCUCAGGGCCGCCAAGAAGGACUUGCUCACCCUGAUGAAGCUGGACGACGCCUCGCUCUUGGAUGGCCGGGUGACGCUUCUCCAUGUUCCGGGGGGCACAGUGGUGUCGAGGCAGGGAGACCAGGACGUGAACAUCCUCUUUGUGGUCUCGGGGCUGCUGCACGUGUACCAGCGGAAGAUUGACUGUGAGGAGGACACCUGCCUGUUCGUCGUGCGCCCCGGGGAGGUGGUGGGGCAGCUGGCCGUGCUCACGGGGGAGCCCCUCAUCUUCACCAUCAAGGCCAACAGGGACUGCAGCUUCCUCUCCGUCUCCAAGGCACACUUCUAUGAAAUCAUGCGGAAGCAGCCGACGGUGGUCCUGGGUGUCGCGCACACCGUGGUGAAGCGCGUGUCGUCGUUCGUGAGGCAGAUCGACUUCGCGCUGGACUGGAUGGAGGUGGAGGCCGGGCGCGCGGUAUACAGGCAGGGGGACAAGUCAGACUGCACCUACAUCGUCCUCAGUGGCCGGCUACGCUCGGUGAUCCGGAAGGACGACGGCAAAAAGCGCCUGGCGGGGGAGUAUGGCCGCGGAGACCUCAUUGGUGUGGUGGAGACGCUCACCCACCAGGCCAGGGCGACGACAGUGCAUGCUGUUCGGGACUCCGAGCUGGCCAAGCUUCCGACAGGAGCCCUGACAUCCAUCAAGCGCAGGUACCCACAGGUUGUGACGCGGCUGAUUCACCUCUUGGGUGAGAAGAUUUUGGGCAGCCUCCAGCAGGGAACUGCGACAGGUCACCAGUUUGGGCUGCACACCACAGGCAGCAAGUGGGACUCGGGGAACCCCGCCAGCAACCUCUCCACGGUGGCUGUCAUGCCUGUGUCCGAGGAUGUGCCCCUCACCGCCUUUGCCCUGGAGCUCAAGCACGCCCUCAGUGCCAUCGAGGGCUGCCGGGGGCAGGAGAGCAUCUGCCCGGCGUCCUGA